Messenger RNA from Peromyscus maniculatus bairdii (prairie deer mouse), 1787 nucleotides. The record is from RefSeq and is a predicted model, not a curated record. Lineage: Eukaryota; Metazoa; Chordata; Mammalia; Rodentia; Cricetidae.
GCUGGGCAAUGACGAUGCAAGCCUUUAAUUCCAGCACUAGUGAGGUGGAGACAGUAAUAUAAAGCAGGUGGAGACAGGAUCUCCCACCCACUCAGUCUGAAUGAAGAUUUGUAGAGGACAGCAAGCCAUCUAUUCAGCAUUCAUAAAAGAGAAAUUCAAAGAAGAGAACAGAAAGAAAUGGCUGAUUCUGCAAUAAACAAGCCCCAGGAUCUCUUGACAUUCCAGGAUGUAGCUGUGGACUUCUUCCAGGAGGAGUGGGAAUGCCUGGACUCUGCUCAGAGGACUUUGUACAUUGAAGUGAUGUUGGAGAAUUACAGGAACCUGGUCAUUGUGGAUAGAUAUCAGAGCAUGCACACUGGAGAAGAACCUUGCAAAUCUAAAGAUUGUAAGAAAUAUUUAAAUUUGUUCUCCAAAAUUUUUCAAGAUCAGAGAUUCUACUUAGCUAAGAAAGAGCACAGGCAGGGAGAAUAUGAUGACCAUUUCAACUCUACAUACAGUCUUAUAAAACAACUAAUCUACAUUGGAGAAAAUCCACAUUUAUGUACAAAAUGCAGAAAAUACUACAGUGCCUCCCCAAGCCUAACCAUACAUCAGAGAAUUUAUAAUAAAAAGAAACUCUACAAGUGCAACAUUUGUGACAAAUCCUAUAAUCAGAGUGCAAGUCUUAAAGCACAUCAAAGACUUCAUACAGGGGAGAAACCUUACAAAUGCAAGGAGUGUGGAAAGUCAUUUCGCCUGUUGGUAGUCCUUAAAAACCAUCAGAAAAUGCAUACUGGAGAGAAGCCUUACAAAUGUAAGGAAUGUGACAAGUCCUUUUCUGUGAAGUCAAAUCUUAUAAUUCAUCAGAGAAUUCACAGUGGAAAGAAACCCUACAAGUGCAACAUUUGUCACAAAUCCUUUGGCCAGCGCUCAAAUCUUAAAACACAUCAAAGAAUCCAUACUGGGGAAAAACCUUACAAAUGUGAACAAUGUGGAAAGUCAUUUCCUCAGGUAUCAUCACUUCAUAGCCAUCAGAGAAGUCAUACUGGAGAGAAGCCAUACAAAUGUAAGGAAUGUGACAAAUCCUUUACUCAAAAGUCAACUCUUACAAGGCAUCAGAGAAUCCAUACUGGAGAGAAACCCUACAAGUGCGACAUUUGUGACAAAUCCUUUCAUCGAUGUUCACAUCUUAAAACACAUCAAAGGCUCCAUACAGUGGAGAAACCUUACAAAUGCAAAGAGUGUGGAAAGUCAUUUCCUCAUUUAUCAGCAUUUCAUGGGAAUCAGAGAAUUCAUAAUGGAGAGAAACCCUACAAGUGCAACAUUUGUGACAAAUCCUUUAACCAGUGCUCAAACCUUAAAACACAUCAAAGACUCCAUACCGUGGAAAAACCUUACAAAUGCAUAGAAUGUGGAAAGUCAUUUCCUCGGUUAUCAUCACUUCAUAGCCAUCAGAAAAUGCAUACUGGAGAGAAGCCUUACAAAUGUAAGGAAUGUGACAAGUCCUUUACUCAAAAGUCAACUCUUACAAGACAUCAGAGAAUUCAUACUGGAGAGAAACCCUACAAGUGCAACAUUUGUAACAAGUCCUUUAAUCAGUGCUCAAACCUUAAAACACAUCAAAGGCUCCAUACAGUGGAAAAACCUUACAAAUGCAAAGAAUGUAAAAUGUCCUUUCCUUAGUUAUCAACAUUUCAUAGGUAUCAGAAAAUUUAUUCUUGGAAGAAACACUACAAGUGCAAUAUAGGUGACAAAUCCUUUUAUCAGUAAUCAAAUUGAAGCCAGGUGGUAGUGGCACACACCUUAAA